AUGCACCUCUCCCAGCUGCUGGCCUGCGCCCUGCUGCUCGCGCUACUCUCGCUCCGGCCCUCCGAAGCCAAGCCCGGGGCUCCGCCGAAGGUCCCGCGCACUCCGCCAGGGGAGGAAGUGGCCGAGCCCCAGGCUGCGGGCGGAGGUCAGAAGAAGGGCGACAAGACUCCCGGGGGCGGCGGCGCCAAUCUCAAGGGCGACCGGUCGCGACUGCUCCGGGACCUGCGCGUGGACACCAAGUCUCGGGCGGCGUGGGCCCGUCUUCUGCAAGAGCACCCCAACGCGCGGAAAUACAAGGGAGGCAACAAGAAGGGUUUGUCCAAGGGCUGCUUCGGCCUCAAGCUGGACAGGAUCGGCUCCAUGAGCGGCCUGGGAUGUUAG
This is a messenger RNA of Mesoplodon densirostris (Blainville's beaked whale), 381 nucleotides long. RefSeq names its product natriuretic peptide C (gene NPPC). Gene Ontology annotation, biological process: cGMP biosynthetic process; receptor guanylyl cyclase signaling pathway. Gene Ontology annotation, molecular function: hormone receptor binding; hormone activity. Bases 1 to 381 code for a protein of 126 amino acids. The record is from RefSeq and is a predicted model, not a curated record. Gene Ontology annotation, cellular component: extracellular region. The transcript has 2 exons. Lineage: Eukaryota; Metazoa; Chordata; Mammalia; Artiodactyla; Ziphiidae.